Melanotaenia boesemani (Boeseman's rainbowfish) is the source of this 2355-nucleotide messenger RNA. RefSeq names its product Kv channel-interacting protein 2-like. Gene Ontology annotation, biological process: regulation of potassium ion transmembrane transport. Gene Ontology annotation, cellular component: voltage-gated potassium channel complex. Lineage: Eukaryota; Metazoa; Chordata; Actinopteri; Atheriniformes; Melanotaeniidae. The transcript has 9 exons. The coding region runs from base 265 to 993 and encodes 242 amino acids. Gene Ontology annotation, molecular function: potassium channel regulator activity; calcium ion binding. The record is from RefSeq and is a predicted model, not a curated record.
CUGAAAAGUAAAAUCAAACUCAUUAUAAAAUCUGAACUGACUCAAAAUGUGUACGUGGGAGUGCUGCUGCUAGAGAGGCGCAGAGGGACGAGCUUUGCGUCCACUUUCUCGUUCCCUGUUCAUCAGUGUGCCGCGCGCACAGAUUGACGCUCGCAGGAAUUUACAUGCAAACGGGAAUCGCUGCACAGAAGAGGUCGUAGAUGAACCGCAGCUCGGACGCACUCACGAAUUCUGCAGGUACAACGCCGUAAAGUGGGGAAAAAGAUGAAAUCCAGGAGUCAGGAUCAGAGUUUGUCGGACUCCAGAGAACUGGACAGAUCUUACGACCCUCUCACAGGUAAUCCUCCAUCCAAACCCACCAAAAAGACCAUAAAGCAGCGUUUUCUCAAACUACUGCCCUGCUAUCGCUCAGACUCUAGCUCUUCAAUUAAUCAAGGAAGUACAGAUGAUGAGGGUGAACUGCAGACAGUGUGUUACAGACCUGAGGGACUUGACCUUCUUGUUCAGCAGACCAAAUUUAGCAAGAAGGAGCUGCAAGUCCUGUAUCGAGGAUUCAAAAAUGAGUGUCCCAGUGGCAUUGUGAAUGAGGAGACCUUUAAAACCAUCUACUCCCAGUUCUUCCCUCAAGGAGAUUCAAGUAUGUAUGCACACUUCCUGUUUGAGGCCUUUGACACCCACAACCACGGAUCAGUCAACUUUGAAGACUUUGUUGUAAGUCUCUCCAUCAUCUUGAGAGGCUCCAUGACUGAUAAACUCAACUGGGCCUUUAAUCUGUAUGAUCUCAACAAGGAUGGCUGCAUCACCAGAGAGGAGAUGACAGAUAUAAUGCACUCCAUCUAUGACAUGAUGGGGAAGUAUACCUACCCCAGCAUGAAGGAUAGCGCUCCAAAGGAGCAUGUAGACAGCUUCUUCCAGGUACUGAUCCCCUCGAUGUUUCCAACAAAGAAAAUCAAGGAAUUAAUUGAAAUCUAUGAAAAUGGACAAGAACAAUGAUGGAGUGGUCACCAUUGAAGAGUUCCUGGAGACAUGCCAAAAGGAUGUGAAUAUCAUGCAGUCCAUGCACAUGUUUGAUAAUGUGAUCUGAAUACUGGGAAACAGAAGAUAAGACAUAUCCCAUCUGCAUGGAGCUCCGCUGCGGUAACACAACUCCCUGUGAAGAAGGGUGCUGAACAGACAGGUGCAAGGUUUCCCAUGAUGUGACCUGAAAACAUCCAACCCCACAGUCACCUUUUCUACAACUGUAACCAAGAGACUGAGCAGAAAGAGUGAAAUGUGUUUAUUCUUUAAUACUAUGUUUAGCUGUUAAAAUGUCACUUGUUGUGUUGGAAGAUGGUGACAAAAACAGAAACAAACAAGAAGCAACUGCAGUUUCGACAUCUUUACUAAUCCCUAGAUUCUUAUUAAUAUAUGUAUAUAUAUAUUUUUGCACAAAUUAUACACUUGAGAGGGACUGAAUGUACAGAAAGGUAACAAAUAGAAAUAUUGCUCAAAGCAAAGUGUUACACACUUUCUAUACUCACUUAUCCUGUGAAGAGAGAAGUUUCCAACUUUAAAAUGAAGCAAUAAUCUUGUAAUAAUUACUUUGUUUGUCCUCUGUGUCCUUAUGAAGCUCACAUUAUUCAGAACUCUGUAUAUUGUUUGCAUGAUACAUCUGUUUUAAAUGACAACUAAAAUGUUCAGAGAAAGGGUUAAUAUAUUUGCUAUAUGGAGACAAAAAACAUGACAGUGAGUUAAAUAAAACUACAUAGACUCAUUGCAAACCACAAAUUUUAUUAUUGACCUGCUUCGUUAAGUUUGGGUUGAACUGGGAGAGAAUUUUUCCUUUUGCUGUUCACAUAGAUCAGGACGAGUCACUCUGAACUGCUCUAGAUAAGUCUUAAGAGAAUUUUUUUCCACAGGCUGCACACGGGUGAUUUGUAGGUGAACUGAAGCAACGGAUUCUCGCCUGCGCCAACCAGGGCAUGAAGAUAAGACAAGACACUCUGCUCCUUUCGUGUGGUUUGCCUGUGAAAUGGCCUUGUCUGGGAAACGUUUUGCGCUCCGAGUUAUAAUUCACACAGAUGAAAUUCAGAGCUGAGGGGAAAUAAAUGCUGCAUAUCUGUCAUUUCUGCCAAGGAUUCUGUAGCUUUGCAUGAACAAACUUUUAUUUUUGAAGUCUUAGAGCUCAGGAUUCCAUGAAAUCUAAUUAGAUCUUUAGGUAUUUUAGGAUGGUUUGUUAUAAUAAUGAUGGACGGUGUGGUGUCUAAUCAUUCAGAACAGACCCAAACAUCUGUUUCACAGUAACUAUGUGGAGGCACUAUGGAACUAUGGAGACUUAGAAACAGUAAACCUGUGUGUGGACAACUAACUGUGCAC